Messenger RNA from Dovyalis caffra, 984 nucleotides. The record is from the annotation of a GenBank genome assembly. NCBI's taxonomy places the organism in Eukaryota, Viridiplantae, Streptophyta, Magnoliopsida, Malpighiales, Salicaceae.
AUGGCGCGUCCAUCAUUCUCCCUCUCUCUCAUCCUCAUUUUCCCUCUUCUUAUUCAUCUCGCUCUCUCCAAAACCCUUAAACGCGACGUGAAGGCAUUGAAUGAAAUAAAGGCAUCACUAGGUUGGAGAGUGGUAUACGCUUGGGUCGGCGACGAUCCUUGUGGCGACGGUGACCAUCCGCCGUGGUCCGGUGUCACUUGCUCUACUGCAGGAGAUUAUAGAGUUGUCACUGAAUUGGAAGUGUAUGCAGUGUCAAUUGUGGGGCCAUUUCCUACUGCUGUAACCAAUUUGUUGGAUCUUACUAGACUGGAUCUUCAUAAUAACAAGCUCACUGGGCCUAUUCCUCCGCAAAUUGGGCGAUUGAAGCGUCUUAAGAUACUUAAUUUGAGGUGGAAUAAGCUACAAGAUGUUAUUCCUCCUGAAAUCGGUGAACUGAAGAGCUUAACUCAUCUUUAUCUGAGCUUCAAUGCUUUCAAAGGAGAAAUCCCUAAGGAGCUUGCAAAUCUUCCCGAGCUACGUUAUCUUUAUCUACAUGAGAAUCGCUUUUCUGGGCGAAUUCCUGCAGAAUUGGGAACACUGAAAAAUCUUCGGCACUUUGAUGUUGGCAACAAUCAUUUGGUGGGUACUAUAAGGGAGCUAAUACGUUCUGAUGGUUGCUUCCCUGCACUCCGCAACCUUUAUUUAAAUGAUAAUUAUCUUACUGGAGGAGUCCCUGCACAACUUGCAAACCUGACCAACUUGGAGAUCUUGCACCUAUCGCACAAUAAAAUGACUGGAAUAAUACCUGUUGGACUUGCUCAUAUUCCUAGAUUGACUUACUUGUACCUGGAUCACAACAAUUUUAAUGGGAGAAUUCCUGAUGCCUUCUAUAAGCAUCCGUAUUUAAAAGAGUUGUAUAUUGAAGGAAAUGCAUUCAAGCCAGGUGUAAACCCAAUAGGUGUUCACAAAGUCCUUGAAGUGUCUGAUACCGAGUUUGUAGUUUAG